AUGACAACCAACUCACCUGAACAUAUCAAAAAGGAAUUUCUGUCAUUCAUUAAAGAAGAUGCCGUGGACCUCUCUGGAAUUGCACAUUUUGUAAAGCGUAACUGCAAGCUGACAAUACCUCUCGUGAAGCCAAAAGAUUUGACACUGCGAAUCUGUGGGCAGGAUGGCACAGUAUAUAAAGGGGAUGAUGAGCAGCUUGAAGCCUGGAAAGAUUUUUACCUCCCAGAAAGGAUGGAAAUGGAAGUGAUUGGUGCCAUUGAUGACUUCCCAUGUGAUGCGUUUGAUCUACAGCUGGUGCUGUUGCUGGGUGAAGAUGGCAGGGUCUAUGCCUACGAGGAGGAGCUUCUUCAUGUUGUUGCCAACAAUUUGUGGGACCUGUUCCAAAUCGAAAUGACUUUCCCUGGAAAAGAGACCUUCAAUCUUGGGGAAUAUUUUGAAGAACCGACUGAAGAAGAAUAUUGUAAAAUGAUAGAAAGUGAUGAGAUCAAAGCAAUGAAGCAAUUACAUGUGGACUUCAGAGAUUCUUUGGAGCGUGACCUGUUGAACACUAUGAAAGAUAUCGCAGAGAGCCGCAAUGUGGGUUCAGAGAAAGCCACUUCAACGACAAAAAUAAUUCAAGAAAAUUCUUUGCCAUGCGGUCUUUGCCAGAUGAAGAAUGGAAGAAAACGUUGGGCCAGUCAGUGUCUUAACAGGCCUCAUUGUCAUCCAGUCCAGUCGUCAAUCAUUUAAUCACCUAUUGUUCCAGAGUUGUAUGAUUUAAAAAAUAAAUAAAUAAAUUGGUAUCAAAAUAA
Molecule: messenger RNA, 791 nt
Organism: Danio aesculapii
Lineage: Eukaryota; Metazoa; Chordata; Actinopteri; Cypriniformes; Danionidae
Exons: 5
Coding region: 1-729 (242 amino acids)
Source: RefSeq, a predicted model, not a curated record